GUCUCUCCCUCGUUGGCUGGGUUGUACACGUCAGCAGUCAAUAAAUUGUACAGGAGAUGCAAUAGUCUCAUCAUCCCCUUCCUGGUAUGAGCGUGUUGACACAUUGCACCUAAUUACGUUCGCUUUGUUCUGCUUUCCCCUACAGGUGCUAAAAAACAAGCGGCUGAGGCGAGAGUUUGUCAAAUGACACGGUAUUCAAGUGGAGAGACGAGCCUGCGAGGGGGAGAGCAGCCAUCAAAAAACGUUUGACACUUGGUUUGAGACGCGCGUCACGCGACGCUGGAUUGUAUGUAACAACUAUUGGACUUGUAACGCACGAGGAAAACUUUGUUGCAAGCACGUUUACAAUGAAGACGCGCGCGAUAAGGUGAUUGAAAGCCAUCGUUGUUAUCCGCCAAAGGUUGUUUUUAACUUUGAGAAAAAUGAGGUUUCGGCUGCUCAAAAGGAAUCUGCUCGCGCUGUUGGGUGUUUUCUUUGUAGUUGUGACUCUCCUGUUAUCAACACGUGUAUUAAUCGUUUCCGAUAAUGACACGAGUGGAGCUGGUAACGCCGUUCAGGGAAAUCACGGCGUGCAGUCUGGUGACAUGGUGAAGUUUAACUUUGGUUCGCUGCCAGAAUUGAGUCAGUCCGUUUACAAUGCUAAUUACAAACAGUGCAUCCACAAUGCGGAUAAGUUUCCAGGGGAGCCUCAUCUGGUGCUGGUUGUGCAGGUCCACAACAGGCCUGAAUACCUCAGACUGCUCAUCAAGUCACUGGAGAAGGCUGCUGAGGUCCACAGCUUCCUCCUGGUGUUUAGCCAUGACUAUUUUUCAGAGGAAAUAAACGCCAUUGUGCAAGGGAUAACUUUCUGCAAGGUACUGCAAAUUUAUUUCCCUUUCAGCACUCAGCUGUAUCCCAAUGAGUUUCCUGGACAGGAUCCACGAGACUGCCCUCGAGACAUAAGCAAGGACAACGCUCUGAAAACAGGAUGCCUCAACGCAGAACACCCUGACUCCUAUGGACACUACAGGGAAGCCUUCAUCACCCAAACCAAACACCACUGGUGGUGGAAAUUGCACUUUGUGUGGGAGCGAGUGCAGGCGAUGCAGGGCUACAGCGGCUUUGCAAUCUUCCUGGAGGAGGACAACUACAUCUUACCUGACUUUUUCCAUUUCUAUAAAUCAAUGAUAGAGUACAGGAAGAACAACUGCCCAGACUGUGACAUGAUGGCUUUGGGUAACCACAAUGGCCUGACUGAUUUUAACAAGCUGUCCAAUAAGGUGUUGACCAGUGGGUGGAUGUCCACAAAACACAACAUAGGCAUGGCCAUCUCCAGGGAGGUGUACUACAAGCUGAUGGGCUGCAGUAUGGACUUCUGCACCUAUGAUGACUACAACUGGGACUGGACUCUGCAGCACCUCUCGGGAACCUGCAUUUCAAAGCCCCUCAAAGUGCUUGUGGCUCAGGGCUCCAGGGUUCUUCACACAGGAGACUGUGGCCUUCACCAGAAGAAGAACUGCAGGCCAGAAUGGGCCUUACAGAGGGUCGAGGAGGGCCUUCAGACGGCCAAAGACGGCCUCUUUCCUGCGUCUCUUGCCCUUAGUGGAGCAGAGGCAGUGGAGCACAAGGCACACAUGAAGAAUGGAGGGUGGGGAGAUGUCCGUGACCAUAUUUUAUGCAAUAACUAUGCCAAACGUCUUUGAACUGUGCCUUUCUUUAUGUAACAUGGGUAAAAUGUUCAUCUGUAUUCUGCAAAAUAUGUGCCAUUCACACCAUUAGGGUUUCAGAGGCGGCAGUGGUUGUCACUUUCAGUGUGUUAUGUUUCCCCCACCAGCGAGGUCUUCCACAAAACCACAACCAAGUUAAGUCCGAGUAUGUUACAUGUGCUCAGCUAGAGUUUUAACAUCUUUUUUUUUUUUUU
This is a messenger RNA of Thunnus maccoyii (southern bluefin tuna), 1900 nucleotides long. RefSeq names its product alpha-1,6-mannosyl-glycoprotein 2-beta-N-acetylglucosaminyltransferase. The record is from RefSeq and is a predicted model, not a curated record. Gene Ontology annotation, cellular component: Golgi membrane; Golgi stack. NCBI's taxonomy places the organism in Eukaryota, Metazoa, Chordata, Actinopteri, Scombriformes, Scombridae. The transcript has 2 exons. Gene Ontology annotation, molecular function: alpha-1,6-mannosylglycoprotein 2-beta-N-acetylglucosaminyltransferase activity. Bases 423 to 1682 code for a protein of 419 amino acids. Gene Ontology annotation, biological process: protein N-linked glycosylation; oligosaccharide biosynthetic process.